Molecule: messenger RNA, 4017 nt
Organism: Bombina bombina (fire-bellied toad)
Lineage: Eukaryota; Metazoa; Chordata; Amphibia; Anura; Bombinatoridae
Product: KIAA1958 ortholog
Exons: 6
Coding region: 385-2622 (745 amino acids)
Source: RefSeq, a predicted model, not a curated record
GGCAGCCGAUCGGGACUUAUUCCCCUCCCUCUCCUUUCUGUCUGUAUGCUUCUGUCCCCCGAGCCAAUGUGAGAUCAUCGGCUGGUCUAAGAGGGGGUAUUGUCUAGGUUAUUAUACCCCUCCCCACUGACAUACAACUAGAGGGAUACAGGCGGAUGGGGGAGAUAAAUCCCCAAAAAGGAGGAGGAGAAAGGACAUUUAAAACAUCGGAGAAAAAGAAAAGGCUGAUUACCCUCCCACCUCCAUCUAGUGGGAGGAGAAUACAAUAACACAAUAAGUUAUUAUAUACUUGGUAUAUAACAUUACCUUGCACGUAUCCUAAGGCUUCCUAUUGGCAUUCCUAUGGCGAUCCACCUGCAGGAAAGGAGCUCUUGAUUACAAACCAUGGAAGACUGCCUUCACACCUCAUCAGAAAACCUCUCCAAGCUGGUAAGCUGGGCUCAUAGUCAUGGGACCAUUUGUAGCCUUAUUCCAAACCUGAAGCACUUGCUUUCUGAGGGCUCCCAAGGCACCUUAACAGCUAUGUGGGGCUGUAGUGCUGGACAUGCUUACCACUGGCCAUUGACUACCACUUGUAGGGCUGGGCCCCAGGAAAGAGUGUGUUUCCAGGACACAAGAAGCUUUAACUCUGAUAGCCCUAGCAUUAUAGGAUUACCCUCGGAGACUCAAACUAGUCCUUUGGAAAGGUACCCAGUAAGAUCUGGGAAAAACAAAAUAGACUGUAACCGAACAAGGGACUCAUGUGAUUUUUCAUACUGUAGUGAACCAUCAGAACUUGAUGACCCUGUAGAGGAAUAUGAAGAUGAAGCAACCUUAUUUGACAUGGUUUGUGAGUCUUCAGUUACAGAUGAAGAAAGUGAUUCUGAGCGUAAAGCUGUGCAGUCGCCAAGUGUUUCUCGUAAGAGGCCAAGUGGUGGUCCAAGUUCUUCACUUUCAGGAUCUCAAUCACAUGUUGCUGAGGAGGAUAGCAGUGAUCUAAUAGUUAAAAAAAUUAAACAGGAGAAUCCUGAAGACUAUUUCAUUGUUGCUAAUGCAGAAAUCACUGGUGGUGUUGAUGGACAGUCAUUAUCUCUUACACAGAUGUCCAAACCGAAGAAUCACACACACCCCUCAUCUCCCUUUGUGGGACCCUCAAAACCUCCCAACAUUAUGCCAAUUGCCAUAAACAAUGACCUAGGAAUGCAACCAUUAACACCCUCUCCAUUGGUUUUACCAAGAUUACCAACCCAGAAAACAUUGAGGUCAACCUUGGCUUCUCAAAACAAAACUCCUCCUAACACUUCUGCUGUCAACCAACAAGUAGCGCUUCAAAUGCCUGUUAGCACUUCCACAGGGAACACCAACCCGCCUAUUAACAUACCCCUCUCAGCUCUUCAGUUACCCAGCCAAGAGAAGAUGGAAACCUCAGAAGAGCUACUUCCCCCUGUGCUGAAGCCAGCAUUGUCCUGUGAAGCAGCAUACUCUCCACCAAUCAGUGCCGAGCCUGAAGUCAGCUCCAGUCAACAACAGCCGAAUAGCAUUCCCAACAUCACCUUUGAGGCAACAGCACAGUCAAAUCCAGAUGAUGAUGAAGUUGCUGCUGAACUGAGUCGGGAACAAAAUGAGAAAACUAUUCGCAGCACCCAGACGGCUCUGCGAAAUUUUCCAUACUCAACUAAACUCAACAGAUUUCCCAUCUUUAAUUUUCAUGAUGAUCUGAAAGACUUGUGCAUUAGUGCAGUAAGCUCCAACACCACAAAGGCUACCUUGUAUGCUCUAAAUGUGUGGCGCUAUUGGUGCAUGACAAGGGGACUAAAGGACUGCAUGGACUUCACAAAGGUUCCUGCAGUGAAGUUGAAUGAACUUCUAGAGGACUUUUAUGUGACAGUGAAAAAAACUGAUGGCUCCGACUUUUUGGCAACCUCUCUACAUGCCAUACGAAGAGGCUUAGACCGUAUCCUGAAGAAUGCUGGAGCUGGCUUCUCUAUCACAAGUAGUGUCUUCAACUCCUCCUCUCAGAAGCUCAAAGAAAAGCUGAGAGUACUUAAUAAAGCUGGCAUGUCUGGCUCUCGUUCACGUCACAUAGUCUACUUCUCCCUAGCAGAUGAGGAGGAAAUGUGGCGGACUGGUUGCCUAGGUGAUGAUGGUCCAUCGCCAUUGUUGUCCUCUGUGGUGAAAUACAACAGUCAGUUUCUAAACAUGAGGACUUUACAGGAACAUGCAGACCUAAUGUAUGGUGAUAUUGAGUUGCUCAAAGAUUCAAACAAUCGUCCUUUCUUUGCUAGAACAGACUGUGUGAAGCGAGACAAGCAAGCUAACCCUAACAAGAUAUGCUAUGGGAGGAUUUACCAUGAACAUUCAAAGGGACACAGACGGUGUCCUUACUGUCUUCUGUAUAAGUUCAUGUAUACUUAUCGCCCACCUACCCAGAUGGAAGUUAAUUCACCCUUUUACCUGACUGCUCGGAAAGAGAUUAAUGGGAUGGAAAAAAUCUGGUAUGAGGAGCAGAGAAUGGGUCUUCGUUCUUUGCGUGGUGUUGUCCCCAAACUGGCAAGACGUAUUAAGCUUGAUCAAUGUGACAAUUAUACCUUUGUGUCAUUUACUCAGACUUUCAGAAAACUUGCCCCUAUUAACAACUAUUAACAGCUUUAACAAUAAAGAAUUACUUGCACAACAGUGACCAACAAACUACCAUUAAGACUGUCUGUACUAUCAACCAAUGGCAUAUUUUAUUACAUUAGUAUUGCUAAUUUUUGAAUAUCCAAAGCAUGUUAAGACAAACAACAUAAUAGUGCCUUUCAGCACCUGUUUUUAAAGAAAUUCUGUAAGAAAAACACAUGGAUAUUGCAUUGAACAUGACUCUUUUGGAAUCCCAGUUUCAAAAGGAAAAAUAAUAAUUUUGUUAUUAUAGUGUUUCACCUUCAGCUACCACAGUAAGCACAGGAAGCCUUCUCACCAGCAUACUAGAACUGAAAGGCAACCGCUUCUGAACAAUAAACAAAUAAAUGAUUGUGUUUUCUGUAAUGGCAAGGUGUGUUUGAAACAGAUACAGAAGAAACUGCUGUUACCAGUUUACUCAACACAUGAAAUUCUAUUCAAGUUUUUAACACUGUCGAGAAAUUUAAUAAGGAUUCUCAGGCCUAUAUAGAGGCAACUACUACCGAAAAACCUCACAAAGUUACUAUAACAUUUACAGAAAUAGCUGAGCCAAGUACCAUAUCCCCAGAUAUGUCAUCUACCAUUAAACAGUUUUACACUUUUACAUUUUUUGGGAAAUGAUGUCCAGUGUAAAUUGUAGUUAGAUAAGUAAACACCUCGUUAACUCUUACCACUCCUAACUUUUUUAUACUUGAAUAUUAAUCAUUAUAUACAGAAGAGAUAACGUGAUAUCCUUUACUUUGGUAUAGUUAAGUAAUGUUUAUGUAAAAUUAGUAGCUCUCAAUGCAAAAGGUUUUUUUUUUAGAAUGUGAUCUGCUUGACACUUUUAUGUGACAACUGACCAGUAGAUUUAAAAAGUGGGGUUCACUGUUAAUAUCUUUCAAAUGGAAGCACUGGAUUUUCAAAUAAUAAUAAUAAUAAUUAUUAUUAUUAACUAGGAAUACAGGCUAAUUUUAUCAUUAACGGAAGAGUUUCUCAAAAUCCAAAUGUGAUUUACACGUUCUAUUAAAUGAAAGCUUCUCUUUAUCUACAUGGUUACCUUGUGGUAGGAUUGUAGAGUGACAUUUGUAGGAGAUCUUUUUGGAGGAGGAAAACAAAUCCUUAAGUCUUCUAACAGUAGACAUAUAGCUUUAUCUUUCAGUGGAACAUCUAUGUGUGUGUGGGCCUCUUAUAGACUAAUCAAAGAUCACAGCAGAAGUGCCUCAGUUUUGUGUUAUUACCAUGAUGUUAAUAAUAUUAAUGUGUGAAUCAUUGUUUGUAACUUGUCUUAUGUCUGAACAAGGGUGUUUUGUCUCCAUGUGUUGUACACUGGAUCUGCACGCAUUGCUAAAAGUAAAGAGCAAUGUUCUUAAGAUAAAUAAAAAGGAUAUUUGUGUCCUC